ACAGAGGCAGAACUUUGCACCUGUACUUGUUUGUUUACUCCUUGGACGAGGGAGUGAUUGCACUGAGGGGUCUCACCAGGGUUCAGUCAGCUCUGUACAGUCGGAGAGAUUCAGCGCCUCACACGUCUGAGCCACACUUUCAGAAAGAAAGACGCUUUAACAGGAUGCAAAGAACUGCUGUUCUGGUUCCUGUGCUGAUCCUGGGAUGGAUCUGGACCCUGCAGGGGCUCCCGGUUCUCCCGGAGCCGCUCUAUCCCACCCAGGAGAACUUUGAUUUGAGCAAGUUUAUAGGAACAUGGCGUGAUGUAGCCGUGGCGAGUUCUUGUCCCCACAUGCAGCAACACAGAGGAGAUGUAGCCAUCGGCAAACUGCUGCUGCAGAAAGUAGCAACUGAGGGAAAACUGAAAAUGACCCGGACAGUCCUCAGAAUGGGGAGUAGAUGUGGACUCUUAUGUGGUUCACACAAACUACAACGAGUACGCCAUUGUUAUCCUGAGCAAGCAGAAGUCGACAGGUGAAAAGAGCACCUCAGUUAAGCUUUACAGUCGAAGCAUGACUGUGAGACCCACGAUUCUGAAUGACUUUAAAACUCUGGCCAAACAACAAGGGCUGAGUGAAAACAACAUCAUCAUUAAGAAGAACAAAGGUGACUGUGUUCCUGGACAGCAGGUUGCAGCACCAGUGACUCAACCUGAAACUCAGCGAGUGAGAAGAAGCGUGGUGGCCACUCUGAAUCCUCUCGACGUCGAAGGCUCUGGGUUUGACACACCUUUGUUCAACGGAACCGAGGCGUGUAGCGCAGAUCCGGACUCAGGGCCGUGCUUCGGCCUGCACGAAAACUACUUCUACAACUCUUCCUCCAUGAGCUGUGAGCUCUUCCAGUACGGAGGCUGUAUGGGGAACCAGAACAACUUCCAAACGGAGAGAGAGUGUCUGCAGAGGUGUCGUACGGAGGCUGUGUGUCGUCUCCCCAUGGCCGCCCAGCCCUGCACAGGCCAACCGAGCAUCUGGGCUUUCGACGCCACCACUGGUCUAUGCAUGGCCUACAAACCAGGCUUCUGCCAGACCAACGCCAACAAGUUCUACACCAAGGCCGAGUGCGAGGAGUACUGCGGCAUGAUCAAAGGCGAUGAUCUCCUGAUAUCGAACUGAGCAGAGAGCGAAUGACGUCAACCUGUUCACAAACGUGAAGACGUGUCGUACAAGAGACGCAAUAAUAAAAUCAGAUGUAACAGAUCAUCAGGACAAACCAUCAAUAAACGUGUCAAUAAUG
Messenger RNA from Austrofundulus limnaeus, 1273 nucleotides. RefSeq names its product protein AMBP. Lineage: Eukaryota; Metazoa; Chordata; Actinopteri; Cyprinodontiformes; Rivulidae. Gene Ontology annotation, molecular function: serine-type endopeptidase inhibitor activity. The record is from RefSeq and is a predicted model, not a curated record.